AUGCUUCGACUCUACGGCUUUCGCUUCGGCUCCUAUCUGCGGAAUUCACAGCUCACUCGUCUGUACGGCUACAGCAGCAGCAGCUACUCCACCCUCAACACAACCGCCGGCAAGAUGACUCUCCUUGGCGGAUACGAGAAGAAGCACAAGGUCACCAUUGUGGGAUCUGGCAAUUGGGGAUCCACCAUUGCAAAAAUCGUUGCCGAAAACACACGAGCGAACAAAGAUGUCUUUGAGGAGGAUGUCCAGAUGUGGGUGUAUGAGGAGGACGUCACCAUCUCCAAAAGCUCCAAGCACUACGACGAGUCCAUCGGCGAGGCUCCUCAGAAGCUGACUCACGUCAUCAACAAAUACCACGAAAACGUCAAAUACCUCCCCGGCAUCACCCUCCCAAGCAACAUCAUCGCCAACCCCUCCCUCGUUGACGCCGUCACGGAUUCUACGAUUCUCAUCUUCAACCUCCCUCACCAGUUCAUCCACAACGUCUGCAACCAGAUCCGCGGCAAGAUUCUGCCCUUUGCCCGUGGCAUCAGCUGCAUCAAGGGCGUCAACGUAUCCGACGAUGGCGUCAGCCUGUUCAGCGAAUGGAUUGGCGACGGCUUGAACAUCUACGUCGGUGCUCUGAGCGGGGCCAACAUUGCCAGUGAAAUUGCCGCGGAGAAGUGGUCCGAGACAACCAUUGCCUACGACCCGCCGCCAAUGGAUAACAGCAGGGCUCCCACGCCGCGAUCUCAGAGCCCCGGCCUGACCAUGACCGUCACGGAGCCUGUCGACAUGCAGCACCGCGAUGCCCGCGGCCGCAUGUCCAAGACCAAGUUGACACCUGUGCCCGCAGAGUAUCCUCCGCUCGACCACACCUGCUUCCAUUCCCUUUUCCACCGACCUUACUUCCAUGUCGAGAUGGUCUCUGAUGUCGCUGGCGUGUCCCUUGGAGGUGCGCUCAAGAACAUUGUUGCCCUGGCUGCGGGCUUCGUUGACGGCCGCGGUUGGGGCGAUAAUGCCAAGGCCGCCGUGAUGCGAAUUGGCUUGAUGGAAAUGGUCAAGUUCGGCAAGGAGUUCUUUGGAGAGACUGUGCACACUGCGACUUUCACAGAGUCAUCCGCCGGUGUUGCUGAUUUGAUCACCUCUUGCUCCGGAGGUCGUAACUUCCGAUGCGCAAAGAAGGCUGUUGAAAAGGGCAUUUCUGUCGACGAGGUAGAGAAGCAGGAUCUGAACGGCCAGAAGCUCCAGGGUACCAGCACGGCGUUUGAGGUCAACAGCUUCCUCAAGGCCCGUGGCUUGGAGAAAGACUACCCUCUUCUGACGGCUGUCAACGCCAUCUUGCUUGGCCAAGCAAGCGUUGACGACAUUCCCAACCUCGUUUCUGAGACUGAGCGAAAACAGCCAAUUCCAUAA
This is a messenger RNA of Trichoderma asperellum CBS 433.97, 1395 nucleotides long. Its product is annotated as mitochondrial glycerol dehydrogenase Gld1. Gene Ontology annotation, biological process: carbohydrate metabolic process; glycerol-3-phosphate catabolic process. Lineage: Eukaryota; Fungi; Ascomycota; Sordariomycetes; Hypocreales; Hypocreaceae. Gene Ontology annotation, molecular function: NAD binding; glycerol-3-phosphate dehydrogenase [NAD(P)+] activity; protein homodimerization activity. The record is from RefSeq and is a predicted model, not a curated record. Gene Ontology annotation, cellular component: nucleus; cytosol; glycerol-3-phosphate dehydrogenase (FAD) complex.